Molecule: messenger RNA, 1197 nt
Organism: Symbiodinium necroappetens
Lineage: Eukaryota; Dinophyceae; Suessiales; Symbiodiniaceae
Source: the annotation of a GenBank genome assembly
AUGAGCAACAUCACCAGCUGCAGCGUCAUCAUAGAAGAUGCUGAUGCUUGCAAUGCCGACCCAGCCUGCAAGUUCAGACCUAUUUUCCGCACGGGCAAGUGCAUGGUGGCGCCCGUGCACGAAUUCAACUGGAUGACGCAGGUCAUCUACACAACUAGCACUACAUCCGUCGUGACUGCGACUAUGACAAACACAUCCACAACGUCUGCAAGCUCAACCACCACGAUUACCGGCUCUUACACAGCCACCUCAUCCUCGACAAUCAGUGUCACCGACACGUCCACGACCUCCGCAACCACGACAGUCACGACUUCUGCCACGCGUACCUCCACAUCGAGCUUUACCGUGACGACCACAACGACCGUAAGCAUGACGACCCAGACAGCCACAACUUCUACCAGUCUCACUUCCACCGUAAGCUCGACGGUAACAAGCACCACUAGCAGAAGCCAGACGACCACAACGAGCAGUUCAACCUCUUCCUUGACUACCACGAUAACGACCACCACCACAGUAACUACUACCUCGACUUCCUCAGCCACAGCUACGACUACGACAAGUGCUACCACAACUACUUCUGUCUCACACACAUCAACUACUUCCACAUCUACCACUUUCACCUCGAGCUCCACUACGACAUUGACAGAAACAACCACAUCGAUCACGAUGACAUCGACAUCAACUUCAACGUUGACGACCAGCAUCUCGUCAACCACAAGCCAAACAGCAUCCAGCACGAGCACGACGUCCUUUACAAGCACGACUUCCACAACUUCUCACACGUCGACCUCAACAGUCACCGCAACAACCACAUCUGCCACAAGCACGUCUUCGAGCACAACCCAGACAUCCACCACGACCCACACCUCGAGCUCAACGAGCACGUCCAAAACCAUGACAUUCACAUCUUCCGUCACGACGACAUCGUCCACUGCGACCACUGCUACUUCAACCAGUACAUCUGCUACCAGCACUUCGUCUUCCACAUCCUCCACCACCACCACAACUGAGACCCACACCAGCACAUCACGCACGAUUCUUGCCUUCAAGUGUUGGGCUUUGGGUACUAUCCUUAGAAGUGUGACCUUUGAGCUUAUUGGCAUGUCAGCUGCACACGCAUACCAUAAACAACGGGGUCCAUAUUCUCCUCCUGCUACUGUAUAUGGAGAAGAACUGUUCUGUUGUUUUCGACCAUGA